GUUCGCGAGUGGCGUGCUAUCGAGUUUCGCGGCGGACGACGACGAGCACGCACGCUCCCCACACGCGCUCCAGUGACGAUAGACCCAUUGCUGAGUGAGGGUGGACGUGGAACGUGCCAGAGACUGAGGGACAAUUGGUGCAAUCAUCUCGUUGAGCGUAAACAAACGAAAUCAAUAUGAACCGCUUACUGGCGGUGGUUGCAUGCCUGUGCGCAGUCGUUGCGCUCGCGCACUCGGCUGCGGUGCCCACCCAGGACACCAUGGUAGUCGCCAAGUCUGAUGAUGGAGUCACCGUUGCAACAAACUCAGCAGCGACUGUGACUGAGGUCACGACAGAAGAAUCCAGUCCACCAAUUAAACUGACAGAGAUGGACGUCAUAUCCGAGGUGUCACUCCGGUAUGCGCAUACGACAGUCGUGGCGAAAGUACGCAACCCCGCCAAGAAGGCCCAGGAGGCUAACUUCAGGGUGCUACUGCCCGAGACAGCCUUCAUCAGCGGAUUUGUUAUGACACUCGAUGGAAAGUCCUACAAGGCGUACGUGAAAGAAAAGGAAGAAGCCAAACAGAUUUACCAAAGUGCUGUCAACCAGGGAAUUGGUGCUGCCCAUAUUUCUGCCAAAGCUCGUGAUUCAAAUCACUUCACCGUUUCUGUGAACGUGGAAGCUUCGUCAAACGCAGUUUUCAACCUAACUUACGAAGAGUUGUUGGUGAGACGUAAUGGCGUGUACAACCAUGCCAUCAACCUGCACCCUGGUGCGCUGGUGCCCAAGCUUACAGUCACCGUCCACAUCAAGGAGACUGAGAAACUUGUUGAGCUGAGAGUACCGGAGAUCAGGACUGGAAACGAAAUUGAUGCUACUAAGGACGAUGCCCAAAACUCAAAGGUAUCAAUUGUAAAAACGCACGACGACCGCGAGGCGACCAUCACGUUUACACCAGACCUCCAGGAACAGGAGAGACUCAUUCAAAUCUAUGCUCAAAAAUCCAAGGAGUCUGCUAGUGCUACUCACUCGUAUUCAUCAUGGUCAUCUUACUCGGAGCCUCCCGAACCUACUCCAGAAGGAGUGCUGGGUCAAUUUGUAGUGCAGUAUGAUGUUGCCCGUCCUAAAGAUGGUGAAAUUCUGGUGAACGACGGCUACUUCGUUCAUUUCUUCGCACCGACAGAACUCCCGCCUUUGAACAAGUUCGUGGUGUUUGUCCUGGACACGUCUGGCUCCAUGAUGGACCGCAAGAUUGUCCAGCUGAGGGAAGCCAUGCAGACUAUCCUCUCAGAACUUAACGAAGGCGACUACUUCAGUAUUGUGGAGUUUGCUUCUGUUGUUACGGUGCACGACCUCAAAGAAGCUGAAGGCGAACCUCCAAAGAAUCACUAUUCAUAUUUCGAUUACAAUGACAAACAAGUGAACCUGGUGCCACCUUCGAGGGCCACUAAAGAAAACAUUGCUCGCGCCAAAGUCAUCGUCAACUGGCUGCAAGCUUCUGGAGGUACUAACAUCGGAAGAGCGUUGGACGUGGCUGUGGACCUGAUCAACAAGGGUGUCGACUGGACCAAUCCCCCACCUUCUGCUUUGCCCGCUAACGCCACUGAGAGUGGUGCCCCAACUACUGAAGCUGUUGCAACUACCCAAGCUGUUGCCACUACCCAAGCUGUUGCUACUGCUGAAGUUGCUGAGAAGAAAGAAACUAAAACUUUGGAGCCAAUCAUAAUCUUCCUGACUGACGGAGAUCCAACCGUCGGUGAGACUGACCCUAAGCGCAUCAUCACACACGUACAAGAAAAGAACUCCGGACCUAACAAGGCUACCAUCUACUCCCUUGCCUUUGGCGAAGACGCGGACCGUAAAUUCCUGCGCAAGCUGUCACUGCGUCACGGAGGAUUCAUGCGACACAUCUACGAGGCGGCGGACGCGGCUCUGCAAUUACGCGACUUCUACCGACAGAUCUCGUCCCCGCUUCUCGCUAAUGUCAAAUUCAGCUACCCACCUGGACAGGUUCGUUCAGAUUCUCUAACCCAGCACCAGUUCCGCACGUACUACGCUGGCUCCGAGCUGGUGGUGGCCGGACAAGUCCUCGAUGUGCCUGAGCUUGCACCCACUGUCGAAGCCUUCUGCGGCGUCGACGAUGGAAAAGGCAGGAAACGCUUGGAGAUCGUACCCAAGGUUCCCAUUGAGAAGAAGAAGCAAGGAACCUUGCCUCUGGAACGACUAUGGUCCUACCUGACCAUCAAACAGCUGUUGGACCAACGUGAUGCUUCAGAUGAUACUGAGCCUGCUGAUAAGGAAAACUCUCCCGAGAAGAAGGCAUUGGCUUUGGCAUUGAAGUACGAGUUCGUGACACCAUUGACGUCGCUUGUGGUGGUGAAGCCCAACGCUACUAACGCGGUCAACGCCGAGUCUGUGGAUAAAGCAGGUGAUGAUUCCCUACUAGCUCCUGGUGGUGCAGGCUUCGCUGGUGUUCCUUUGUCAGUAAACUUGGCUCGUCCGAUGGCGAGUCACGCGGCUUUCGGUCUGUCGGGUCCUGGCUUCUACCCAGCUGCACCAGCUGCUCCAGGCGCCUACUUCAGCGCGGUGCCGGCUUCUCUGGACGUACAGGAGGAGGCCCUCGAUGUAGAGGAUUAUUCAUUCGAAGGUCAAAGCGCUGCUUUCGCCCCUUCUCUCUAUCACAGGGCGAGUACAAUUACUCGGGCUGGUUCUAGUUCGAUGUCACGUUUUAAUUUCUUUAAAAGACGACCUGCCAGCGCUGUUUCAUUUAGUUCACACUCAGGAUACAUCACUACUCCGGCGCCUCAUCUAUACUUCCCAACCUAUGCGACCGCGCCUCCGUCACUUCCGACCUUGGCGGACUUCCACCUGCAGGACUACAGUUGGUUGGAGUCAGUCUUAGACGCCAGCGCGAGCUCCAUCGUGCUGCCCACUAAUGACACCACUGUCACCUUGAAGCUGUCCAAAGAAACAGAGGCUCCGAAAGAAGCCAGUGGUGAUGCUGAAUGCUCGAACGCGGUGGAGGGCGGCGCGGGCCUGUGCGUGUACCUCACAAGAUGUGACGGCGUCAAAGACAUCACUCUGGAUGUUUACAAGACCACAUACUGCACACUCAGCCAAGGAUUUGCUGGAGUUUGCUGCCAACAGAAGAAAAUCGACUUAACACAUUGAAAUAAUUAAGAUCUAGGUAGAAUGAAACCAUGACAAUAACAAAUGAGAUAAAUAACAAUUAAUGUACUGUGAUUACUCAGAAUAUAGAAAAGAUGAGAAUAAAAAUAAGCAAUAUGUUAAAUAUACUCGUAUUAUGCCUUACAAUGAAUUCAAAUGAUCAAUAAGAGUGCCUAGUGAGAUUCUUUGUAUAGGUUGGUAUUUUAAUAUGAACUGAAACGUUUUGAUCAAAUGUAAUUACAGACAACUUAAGGUGCUAGAUUAAUCGAUUAGUGCCAUUAUUAGAAUUAAACAUGACCUGCUGUUGUGAGAUGUACCUAGUUUUCGUUUUUUUUUUUACAAUUAAAUCUUAAAUAAAGAUAAGAUUAUUUUUCAAUA
Messenger RNA from Spodoptera frugiperda (fall armyworm), 3527 nucleotides. Its product is annotated as inter-alpha-trypsin inhibitor heavy chain H4. Bases 177 to 3152 code for a protein of 991 amino acids. The transcript has 22 exons. Lineage: Eukaryota; Metazoa; Arthropoda; Insecta; Lepidoptera; Noctuidae. The record is from RefSeq and is a predicted model, not a curated record.